Messenger RNA from Hirsutella rhossiliensis, 474 nucleotides. RefSeq names its product NADP-dependent alcohol dehydrogenase-like protein. The record is from RefSeq and is a predicted model, not a curated record. The transcript has a single exon. NCBI's taxonomy places the organism in Eukaryota, Fungi, Ascomycota, Sordariomycetes, Hypocreales, Ophiocordycipitaceae. The coding region runs from base 1 to 474 and encodes 157 amino acids.
AUGAGCGCCCAACGAAUCGGCUUUCGGCUUCCCGCCGCCUACCGCGUCUUCUUCCUUCUCAUCGAGCCCAUGUCUGCCGUUGUGGGGGUCUAUUUCAGCCAUCUCCGACAGACGCAGUAUCUGCAACUGCUCCACGCCGAGUCGGCUCCCUCUCGAGUACCGCCCAGCACUUCGGUGGCCUUGUCCCAGCUUGCCAACAUGUACCUGUUCUUCGCCCUCAACGAGGCUCUCGUGCUGCGGUCGACGUGGGAUCUGCGCGUCUGGCGCACCGUCCUCGCGGUGCUGCUCAUAGCCGACUUUGGCCAUCUCUAUGCUAUGAAGGAGCUUGGUCUCAACGUCUACUACACCCCGGCAGGCUGGAACAUUAGCCACCUGGCCAACAUUCCCUGGGUCUAUGCGGGAGCUACGAUGAGGAUAUGCUUCCUUGCCGGGAUCGGGUUGCAGGGCUCAAAGAGGUCGCAGAAGCAGCAAUAA